AUGGCCCCACCAGCAGCAGUUGACGAGAUCGCCUCUAGCCUCGCUAUGGGCGGUGAUGUUGAUCCCCAAGGUGCCACUACAUUUUUUACCUCCCUUCCAUUUGCUGGAAAAGUCGCCCUCAUAACCGGUGCAUCCCGUGGAAUCGGCCGUGGCAUGGCUCUCGAGCUCGCCCAGCGCGGCUGCUCCAUUAUCGCGAACUAUGCGUCGUCCGCGACAGAAGCCAAGUCGCUCGUUAGUGAGAUCCACAAGCUCGGAACUGGCGCCAAGGCCAUUGCUCUGCGUGCCGAUGUCUCUAAGCCUGAUGAGAUCUUCCAGCUCUUCGAGGACGGCAUCGCCCACUUUGGCCACCUGGACUUCGUCAUUUCAAACUCCGGCACUGAGGUUUGGAAAGAUGAGCUCAAGGUCACCGAGCAGGACUUCGAUCGAAUUUUCGACCUGAACUGCCGUGGUCAGUUCUUCGUCGCCCAGCAAGGCAUGAAGUAUCUCCCACGCGGCGGCCGCAUCAUCCUCAUGUCCUCGAUUGCUGCCUCCAUCUCGCAUGUGCCUAACCACGCCUUAUACGCAGGCUCAAAGGCAGCCGUGGAGGGGUUCACAAGGUGCUUCAGCAUUGAUUGCGGCCCGAAGGGUAUAACCUGCAACGCGAUUGCUCCGGGAGGCGUCAAGACCGACAUGUUUCAGGGUAAUGCAUGGCAUUAUACACCUGGCGGAACACCGGAUACGCCAAUGAGCGAAAUCGAUGCGGGUAUUGCAAAGAGCUCCCCAUUGAAUCGCGUUGGGUAUCCAGCUGAUAUUGGCCGUGCCGUAUCACUACUUGUGAGCCCAGAAAGCGAGUGGAUUAAUGGCCAGGUCAUCAGGCUGAGUGGAGGAGCCAUUUAA
Pseudogymnoascus verrucosus is the source of this 876-nucleotide messenger RNA. RefSeq lists its product as uncharacterized. The record is from RefSeq and is a predicted model, not a curated record. Lineage: Eukaryota; Fungi; Ascomycota; Leotiomycetes; Thelebolales; Thelebolaceae. The coding region runs from base 1 to 876 and encodes 291 amino acids. The transcript is spliced from 2 exons. Gene Ontology annotation, molecular function: oxidoreductase activity.